Messenger RNA from Sus scrofa (pig), 10174 nucleotides. NCBI's taxonomy places the organism in Eukaryota, Metazoa, Chordata, Mammalia, Artiodactyla, Suidae. The record is from RefSeq and is a predicted model, not a curated record.
UGUUGCCGCCUUCGAACACGAGCGAAGAGAUGGCUGUGAGGGAGGCGGCGGUGGGCCUUCCCGGGUUCGGGAGGGAAGAAGAAGCGGCACUGCUUUUCGAGAGGGCCCAUUACCGGCACGACCCACGCUGGCUGCUGCCCGUGCCCCCACGUCUCUGCCUGGCCUGCGCGCUGGAGCUGCUGCCGGAGCCCGGUGUGUCGCUUGUACGCAAGAAGCAUGUGCUGUCCUGCUUCCGAGAUGCUCUCAUGAGGCAUGCCUCCCUGGUCAUGCAGCUGGUGGCUCAGGAUCAGAGAAUAUGCAUCCACUUCAUAAGCAUGCUUUUCGGACUGUUAUGCAAUGUGGAGGAUGGGAGUAUAACAGACCUCUGUAUUGAAGUCCUUAUCCAGCUUACAACUCAGCUGAAGUUAGAGCAGGCCAUUCACUACCUGCUGGAUGAGUGUCACAAAGAGCUAUGUAACAUGCCCUCCAUGCGAGGCAGCCUGGCCACCCUGACCCUCCUCGGCAAGUUGGUGGAUGCCAUCCCUGCUCUGGCAGACAAGCUUGUGAUGGAGCACAGUGACCUCAUGGAACAUCUAUUGAGAGGUUUAGUGUACCCUAAUGAGGGGGUCCAGGCUUCUGUCUGCUACCUCUAUGGGAAGCUGUACUCCUCACCAGUUGCAGCUGAGAUGCUUUUGGGCCAUUUCCGAGAGAAGCUGUGUCCUGUCUUUCUUUCCACGAUGCAUGGUGCCCAGUCAAAGGAGCUACAGAUCAAUUGCCUAGGUUUGCUGAGGCAGCUGCUGAAGUAUGAUCUCUUUGUGUCCAUGAUCAUGAGCAAGUCUGCGCUGGCGGAAAGUACUGAGAGUGCUGAGGGGCCACCAGGAGAGACCUCACUGCCGCUGGUGCUCAAAAAACUUCUUCUCUCCAGAGAUGAGACUCUGCAGGUGGCCAGUGCCCACUGUAUAACCGCAGUGCUGGUCCACUCCCCAGCGAAGCAUGCCCCGGCUUUCCUCCAUGCUGACAUCCCAGAGUUCCUCUUUGAGCAUCUUUCCUCUUCCAGUGAAGUGCUCGUUUGGUCCAGCUACAACUGCCUGAUACUCCUGGCAGAAGAGCCGCUCUUCUUUUCCAAGUGCCACACAGUGUACGGGAUUGAGUCGGUGGUGAGGAGCCUACACGGGAGCCUGAGGAUGAACAACACCGAGCUGCACAAGCAGGGGCUGCUGCUCUUUGCCGAGAUUUUGACCCGGCAGCCGGAGGAGAUCAAACUGUUCACAAGCUCAGCCAUGUGCAGAGAUGCUGGCCGUGCCCUCCAAGAGGCACUGAGCAGUCCUGUGCUGGAGGUGGCUGCUGAGGCAGUGAGGGCCACUUCUGCCUUUCUGAGGAAGGACCAUCAGAGUGCCCUACCUGUGCUGUACAAGGAAUUGCAGGCCUUGCUCGAAGCCAUGCUGAGCCGGUGUGCAGAUUUUUCCCAGACCCCACUGAACUGGAGACCCACGGGCCAUGCCUCCAACAGAGAUUCAGAGAAGGCCAUUCUUCGAAGGGGAAAUUUCCUCCUGAGCACUCUGGAGGGAUUUAGAAAUGCCUGCCGGUUGGCUGUGGAAUUCCAGAACGAGCCUUCGGCCCAGGAGAAUCCAUUCACAGCUCCCGGUGCGGAGAACGAAGACACCUUGGAGGCCUUCUCAGAAUUUCUUCUCAGUGCCUGUGACUCCCUGUGUAUCCCCAUGGUGAUGAGGUACUCAGAGCAGGCCACUAACCCAGCCUUGAUGGAGGUGUUCCUCUCGAUUCUGCACAGCCUUUUUGUCGUCGUUCCCCACAUGAAGGAGAAAUUUUCCAGGAAGCUCGCUGCCUCAUCCUUCAUACAGCUGACUCUGGAACUAAAGGCCAGGUUCUGCAGUGACUUGGGUCACUCCUCCCUAAACCAGGUGUGUUCCAGUUUCCUCUACUCCAUGUGCAUCAACCUCCUCUCCGCUCCAGAGAAGACAGCACCACUUUCCCAAGAAGAACUCUCUGCAGUGUCUGAGCUCCUGCAGCAUGGAUUGCCCCAGAUAAGCAGCAGGAGCCCUGAAAGCCUUGCUUUCCUGUCAGAUCGCCAGUACAUGGAGGGAGCUGCUCGCCAGAAGCAGUAUUGCAUCCUGCUCCUCUUCUACCUGGCCUACAUCCACGAGGACAGGUUUGUCUCAGAGGCGGAGUUAUUCAUGGCCGUGCAAAGCUUCCUUCUGUCCCUGCAGGACCAGGGCGAGCGCCCUCCACUGGUGGUCUUCAGAGCUUCCGUCUAUCUGCUUGCAACCUGCCAGGACAAAGAUGGUGCACUAGAUGAGGCCGUGGCCAGUGCCAUCAGAAAAUUCCUGGAGUGGGUCCCGGACUUGCACCUAGUCUACACCCACCACCCCCACCUACUCAGGUUAUUCCUGUUGUAUCCAGAGCUGAUGAGUAGGUUUGGGCACCGUGUCCUGGACCUUUGGUUCUCCUGGGAAGAGAGCAGCUAUGAGGAGCUGGAUGAUGUCUCCUCUGGUGGGCAGCCCACCCUUCCUGCCAGCUUAGCAGUCCUGUUUCACAUACUCAGAAGCAGCCCCAGCAUCCUGCUCAUUUUGCUAGACCUCAUCUAUUCCAGCCCCGUGGACACAGCCCGCAAGGUACUGAUCAUCCUGAGGGCCUUUUUGAGGAGGAAUGUGGAUGUCCAGGUGGGCGGUCUCAUCCGAGGCCACUUCCUGUUGAUUCUACAGCACCUACUGCUGGAACAUGGGUCCUCCCCCUCAGGAGCCUCGGGGAACCUGCCUUUGCUGCUGAGCCUCCUCUCCUUAGUGCAGCUGAGGAACGAAUCAGAGCAGGAACUGGACAGCAUGGCCAUGAAGCUCCUUCACCAAGUGAGCAAGCUGUGUGGGAAAUGCAGCCCCACUGACACGGACAUCCUGCAGCCCUCCUUCAACUUCCUGUACUGGAGCCUUCAUCAGACCACGCUGGGCAGUCAGAAAAGAGCUGCUGCAGUGCUCCUGAGCAACACAGCCCUGAUAGAGCUUCUGGAGAAGAUGCUGGCGCUCACCUGGGCCGAGGAGGGCUCGCCUGGGACCACGCUCCUCUGCUCUGCCUGGCUGCUCACUGCCUCCUUCUCUGCCCUGCAACACAGUGGGGGUCUGCAGGUUCACCAGAUGCUUUCUGUGGAACUGGACCAAGUAUUGAAGGCCCUCAGCUUCCCAAAGAAAAAGGCUGCACUGCUCUCAGCUUCUAUCUUAUGCUUCCUGCGGACAACCCUGCAACAAAGCUUCUCCUCUCCCCUGGUGACCCUACUGCCCUCAGGGGCCCAGCCACCGCCAGCCCCUGAGGACACUGUCCUAUCCCCACUGGGAACAUCACAAGUGCUGUCCCUGAUCAUUGGACUCCAGAACCUCCUGGUGCAGAAGGACCCUCUGUUGUCUCAUGCCUGUGUUGGCUGCCUGGAGGCCUUGCUUGACUACCUGCAUGCCCGGAGCCCAGACGUUGCACUUCAUGUGGCCUCCCAGCCCUGGAAUCGUUUUUUGCUCUUCACCCUCCUGGAUGCUGGAGAGAAUUCCUUCCUAAGACCUGAGAUCUUGAGGCUCAUGACACUGUUUGUGCGGUUCCGGAGCAGCAGCAUCCUCUCUCGUGAAGAGGUGGGUCACGUGCUGCAAGGCGCAGCUUUGGCUGACCUCUCUACCCUCUCAGAUGCCACGCUCCAGGCUCUGCGUGGCUUCUUCCUGCAGGUCCAGAGCAUGGGCCUCCUGGCUGAUCACAGCAUGGCCCAGACCCUGCGGGCCUCCUUGCAAGGCCUUUCCCCCAGGGCCUCCAUGGUCCAGCCACCCCUGCAGGACAUGCUCUGCCUGGAAGGGGUGGCUGUAUCCCUGUCCCACAUCAGAGACUGACCCUCAGGAACUGAAGGCCUGGAAAUGGAGAGAGCGGAGACCUGGAGAAGACGAAGUCAGGGCACAGUGGUUGGGUGGAAAUGGGUGACACGUGCAGCUGUUCACCUGGAGACAUUUACUCCACCACUGAAAUUGAAUAGGGAAAUAAAGUGAUGCACUGGCCAACCUGUAUGGGCUCUCCAAAAACUUGCCUCCCUCCAGCUGGUUCUGCAGCCCAGGUGGAUGGCUUCCUUGGGGAGUGAGGGGCGGGGUUUGUUCUGGUAACACCAGCACCAGCUGCUUGCCUCAGGUGCAGACACCAGUCAGGCCAUCCUGGGGGCUGGAGGGGCAGAAGGCGGCUAUGUAUUUGAUGCUCUUGUGAUCCAAGUGCUCUGGGAAGUACUGUACCUGUUGCUUCAGGUCAUGUGAAGGUGGAGAGAGGUACAGUUACCAGUCAAGGAAGGUAAGUGGGUCAAGCCUUUCCCAGACUUCCUAGCUGAGGGAAACUGUUCUAGGCAGCCCUUCCCCAGCUGAAGUAGGUCUCCUGUGUUUAUUGCCCGUAGGGCCCUCCUUUGAGCUUGUAUUUGUGUGCCCACGUGUGUGGUUCUCUUAAGGUCUGCGCUCCACAGCUGCCCGCUCCUGUUCUGAAUGCAGCCCACCAGAACCUUUAGCUCCCUUUCCAUCUGUCUGCCAGGGGCCCCAGUGCCUGUAGCUGGCUAUCCCUUACUGGCCCUACACGAAUCGGGGCUGAACUCUGCUAACUAUAGGACAGAGAAGGAUCCGACGAAAUUGGUUUAGAACUUGGUGGACCGGGGCGGGGGCGGGGGGGGGGGGCGAGCAGGGGACGCCUGGACUCUGCACUGCAGGUUACUGAGAAAGUCACAACAAACUGAUCAGCACAACUGCAGUUUGAAAAACCCUCAGCUGACUAAACGGUUUCGGGAGGGCGCGAGGAAGGUCGCCGGGCCGGCAGGGUCAAGGCCCCGGUAGGCUGACACGUCCUUUAACGUUAGGCACAGACCCCAAGCUGACCACUUCCUCCAACCCGAUCUUAACACGCGCCACGUGUGUAAGCCGCGGCGUGUGGUGGGCUGGGCGAGACAGGCGGACAGCCCGCAGGACUCGUGCCGGAGCCUACGGGGCGGGGCCGGAGGUGAGGUCAGCGAACGGCUGUCGCGGUCCGCGCUCAUUGGUCAGGAGCGGCACGGUGGGCGGAGCGGCGCUCCUGGUCCCGCGCUGCUGUUCUCUGGCUCUCAAGAGGUUCCGCGACUCUGCUGAUCGCUCGCAGACCCUCGAGUUGAGCUCCGCCGAGCUGCACGCCGACUGCCUGCCCACUCGCCAGCGGCGCCGGACUGGGUUAUUCCUCUAGCUCCAGGGUCUUGGAUAUGGACCUUCUUCAGUUCCCGGCCUUCCUGUCUGUCCUGCUACUGUCCGGAACAGCAGUCACAGGCACCCUGAGCACCUCUCUGGACCCGAGCCUGGAGAUCUACAAGAAGAUGUUUGAGGUGAAGCGGCGGGAGCAGCUGUUGGCACUAAAAAACCUAGCACAGCUGAAUGAUGUCCACCAGCAGUACAAGAUCCUUGAUGUCAUGCUCAAGGGGCUGUUUAAGGUGCUGGAGGACUCCCGGACAGUGCUCAUUGCUGCAAAUGUGCUCCCAGAAGGGCCCUUCCCCCAGGACGAGAAACUGAAGGAUGGUAUGCUCUUCCCAACUUCACCCUCUCCUCCUCCCCGCCACCUUGAUCUUCUCUAGAUGCUCCCUCCCUCCUGUUCUUGUCUCCCCCCCCCCCCGAAAGUCCCCUCUUGUGGCAUCUUCCAAGUGGUCCCAUUGGGUAGUUGUCCUGUGCUUUGGUGCUGUCCUGUGCUUGGGGCAGGGGAAUCAGGAAGAAGCCUUUGCCCAUUACCACUCCAGGAAUCCUUGCCUUCUCUACCACCCUGCCCCUUCUGGUAGAAAAAGCAAGUUGUUCCCUGAGGCCUGUUGAAGUGACUGGCCCAUGGGAGCAGUUACCAGCACUCUUGACUACUGUUCUGAAGGGCUCAACUCCCUUAAAUCCUUUUUGAGACAAAGAUGGGACCAACAUGCAUAAAUAAGGUAAAAGAAUAUUCUAUGUCCCUUCAUCUCCUCUUCUAAGAAUUUCUCUCCAGUGGUGAUUUCUCCCUCAUUAACUGGUUACAUUGUAACAAUAAAGUUUUUUAGAUUACAUUGUCUAAGAGAGGACAGAAGUAGUCUUUAUACAUCUUGAAUGGUGGGCACUUUACAAACAGCAUCUCAAAUUCCCUCUAUAACUCUGAGGAAGGUACUAUCACCUCCGUUUUUCAGAUGAAAGGACAGGUGGCUUGCUGUGACUCUUACCUAUAAACCAAGCUAAUUCCUGGGCUUUUGGCAGUUCCAGGUUGUUCCGAAGCCCAGGGUUCCUGCCCCACUUGUCUCAGACCUGGCCUAUCUUUGGAGGAGUCCGCUUCUCUCUCUGUGUGGCCUGGCCAGUGCUGGUGAGGGCUGCCACCAGGGCUGAGUGUAUAUAGUUACUGUUCUUCAUGCUGCCCUGGGUCAAAGGGACCUGCCACCAAAAUGGGCCCUAAACUCAAUCUAAACUGACCUGUUGACUAGAGGAAGGCUAUUAGUGGGAAAACUGACCAAAUUCAAAUAAAGUCUACGAAUGAGUUAACAGUAUUGUAUUGAUGUUAAUUUCCUGAUUUACAUAGUUGUGCAAUAGUUAUGUUAAGAUGACAGCAUUAGAGGAAGCCAAGUGAAGGAGUUUUGUGGUGUAUUAUGUAAGCCUAAAAUUAUUUCAAAAUAAGAACCUAAGCACUUAAAGUAAAAUAAAAUUGGACAUAACACUAAAUAGAAAACAAACUGACAUGUUCCCUGACCACGCUAGCAAAACUGACCCCUCACAGACACUGUAGUUGUGUUAACACCAGCGCCCAGCCCUGGACAUUAGAGGACCAAGUUGGGGAGGUUAGGCCCAGCAAAGCCUCUUGGGAUGCAUAUGCUUCCAUGUGCAAAAGACACCCACCUCGCUGGUGGCCAUGGCAAACGCGUCUUCUUAGUUGUGAAACACAGAGGAAAGAGCACGGCCUUUUGGAGUCAGACAGACCUGGGUUUGCAGCCCAGGUUUGCUACUCACUAGCCAUCAGCAUCAGUUUCCCAGGGGUAAAAUGGGAAUAGCAGCCACAUCUCCCUCUAAAGGCAGUUUUGAUGAUUCAGUGAUCUGUGGACAUAAAGCCCUUAGCACGCACUGCACACAUGGUCAGCCUGUGGGCAGCAGGCAGCUUUCCCUUCUCUGACGACUGGGCUAAUCCCCCGUUCUCUGGAGGGUGAGUAGGGUUGGCCAGGAGGGCUGGAGAAGGGCAUCUCCCCGGCCCCUCAUCAGGGUCUUCUCGGCAGCUUUCUCCCAAGUGGUGGAGAACACGGCCUUCUUUGGCGACGUGGUGCUGCGCUUCCCAAGGAUUGUGCACCAUUACUUUGACCACAACUCCAACUGGAAUCUCCUCAUCCGCUGGGGCAUCAGCUUCUGCAACCAGUCAGGCGUCUUUGACCAGGGGCCCCACUCGCCCAUCCUCAGCCUGAUGGCCCAGGAGCUGGGGAUCAGCGAGAAAGACUCUGACUUCCAGAACCCAUUUAAAGUAGACCGCACAGAGUUCAUCUCCAGCACUGACCCUUUCCAGAAGGCCCUGAGGGAAGAGGAAAAACGCCGGAAGAAAGAGGAAAAGCGGAAAGAGAUCCGAAAAGGCCCUCGGAUCUCCAGAUCCCAGUCCGAGUUAUAGCCCCUGAGCAGGCCAGGGUUCAAGGGGCCAGGAGGCGGCCAGUCAGGAGGAAGAGGAGGAUGCAGCAGCGUCAGCUAGUGGUGAGAGCUGGCCCAUGUGAGGGGAGGCUGAGUCUGCUCAGCCCCCUGGAGCCAGCUCUGAGCCCCAGCUAAGGGACUGGGCCGCAGAGGGCUGGAUUUCCUCCCUGCGACUUCCGCAGAGUGGUGCCAAUGGAGCCUUCAGAGGGUGCUAGGCUGCACACCAACUGUGGAGAUGCUGCAAAAAGCAGGAGGGAACCUGGGCUGGAUUCUCCCAGUGGGUUAGGACCCCUGACUAGUUGGCUGCUGUCCGUUGUGGGAGGCUGCUGUCAUGCCUGCUGCUGGCCCCUCUGUGUUACUGAGUUGCCUGGCACAGGUCUCAGCCCCCUGCAGAAACACAAUAAAAGCCCACUAAUCCUCUGGGCUAACAGAGGCUGGUUUGGGCACCAGGGAGCUGUAAGCCUCUCCAUGGGGCAGGUGGGAGGGGCCUGGGUGGGGGGCUCAGGGCCCUCAGAUGCAGAGAUGACAUUUAAGGAUGUCCCUUCCUCAUCGGGAAGAGCCUCAGGCCCUGGCAGGGCAGCAAAGCACAAGCUUGGCUAUGGCCUUCUCUUCCCUUCGCAGCACUGUCCUUGAUGAAGGGACCAGAAGUAUCUGAGGAGGGUGUUUAGCCCAAGACAACCUUGGAGCGACAUGGUCUCUGUCCUCAGAUAUCCAGGGAUGGCCGUGAUCAGGCACAGGGAAGAAUCAGCUUGUCAUCUCUGGCAGUGUUGGGAGACCCCUGGCCUGUGUGUAGGGCCUUUGGUGGACAGGCUGCAGCUCUGCAGGAGGCUGUGCUUUGUAAGGGGAGGGCUGCUCCGAGCUGGAUUGGUCGGACAGCAAGCUCUCUGUGUCAGGGCCAGGGGGCAGGGAAGCUGCAGAGGGAGGUGGGCCUUGAGUAGGCACUGCCCUUCAGUCAUGUCCUUCCCAGGCAGAAAAGGGAGGGGCUCCAGUAGGAAUUCUAGCUCUUAAGCUGACUUUGCCAAGUCAGGGUCUGCCUCUUAAAAGCAGAGACACACAACUGUCUCCAGCUCCUCACUGCUACCAGAACCCAAGGGAGACCUGGAGUCUAUCUCAGCCCAUUAGACUUGCUGAGUGACCCCUGGCCCACCCCUUCCUUGUGUUGUGGCUUCACUGAUGUAAUGAAUUUGAUAAUGUCUGAACCCUCUGUCCAGCCCUAAAUUGCUUCUCCGAGGUCGGGGCCUGGCUUCUCAGUGACAGGUGCCCUUCUCUGAUGGUUCUUUGUUCUCCCAUGUAUUUGCUGAGCACCCACUGUAAGCACAGCCAAAGAGAGGGGCCCACUCUUAUCCUGUCUUCACCUCUGCCCCAUCUAGCAUCUCUGUUCUCCUGGGUUUUUCCUUCUACACCUUCACUUCUCUCCAUCUUGGCUGAUCCCUUCUCCACCUUCAAAUGGACUCAAGUUUCCCCAUCUGACACCUUAAGAGGUACAAAUAGAACUAUUCUGCUCUCGUCCCUGGGCAGGUCCACCUGGGAGCUGUGGGAGCAUCUGUAGAGUGGGAGACAGACUGGGUCCACUUACCUGACCUGGUGCUCAGAGAUCCCUCUGCAGAGGUUUACUGAGGCUCUGGGAUGGGAAGGCAUUGGACCACAAUGAAAGUGAGCCAUAUGGUAUGCCAGCAUCACCCCCAGUGUGGGGAGCCCUGUGCGAGCCACUGAAGGGUACAUGUGAAGAUGACACUGCCCAGCUCAGUGCCUGGACCAGAGCAGGGCAGCGGGGUUUGAUUUUGUUUCCGGGUAAGACUGGUGUAACCUAUACCGGCUCUUCUGCAUGUAAACAAGAGAACGUUCCUCUCUCCCCCAGGUACUUUAUUAUGUUAUACAUGUUCAUUAUAAAAAGUAAUUUAAAUAAUACUGAAAUGCCAAGAAGAAAGUAAGAUUCACCCUGGGAGUUCCUGUUGUGGCUCAGCGGGUUACAAACCCGACUAGUACCCAUGAGGAUGCAGGUCUGAUCCCUGGGCUCACUCAGUGGGUUAAGGAUCCAGUGUUGCCAUGCGCUGUGGUGGUAUAGGUUGCAGAUGUGGCUCAGAUCCUGUGUUGCCGUGGCUGUGGUGGAGGCUGGCAGCUGCAGCUCCGUUUUGACCCCUAGCUUGCGAACUUCCACAUGCUGCAGGUUUGGCCCUAAAAAGCAAAAAAAAAAAAAAAAAGAGAAAGUAAGAUUUACCCUGAAUCCUACCACUCCCAUAAUUAUAACUGACACUCAGCUAUUAGGCCUUCCAUCCUGCCCUUCAUGUGACACACAGAUCCUUGUUUUCUCAGUUAUAAUAACUACCUUGCAGGGGCCCUAACCGUAUGUCAGGCCUUAUUCCAAGUGCUGGCUUCCAUCAGCUGCUUCUGCUGCAGGGCCUUUGUGUUGUUUGUUCCCUUGGCUAUACCAGAUGCAGUUCUCAUAAUUUCAGGUUUCGUCUUAAAUAUCAAUGUUUUCUUUACCGGACCAGAGGCUCUCAGAGGGCAGGAAUUGUCUCUUUGCUUGCCCCAGAGAUGUUCAAUAAAUAUUGUCAAAUGAA